This is a messenger RNA of Ceratitis capitata (Mediterranean fruit fly), 1099 nucleotides long. RefSeq names its product electron transfer flavoprotein subunit beta (gene Etfb). Gene Ontology annotation, molecular function: electron transfer activity. The transcript is spliced from 2 exons. Gene Ontology annotation, cellular component: cytosol. The coding region runs from base 114 to 875 and encodes 253 amino acids. The record is from RefSeq and is a predicted model, not a curated record. NCBI's taxonomy places the organism in Eukaryota, Metazoa, Arthropoda, Insecta, Diptera, Tephritidae.
UUGCAGGGUGACUUAUCUGAUUUCUUCAGACCACAGUGGGAAACAUUUACAGACUCAAUUAAUCUUCGCAGGUUCGUUUUUAGUUGGUUUGGAGUAGAAGUUUAAUAUUAAAAAUGUCUCGUGUCCUUGUUGGAGUUAAACGCGUUAUCGAUUACGCUGUGAAGGUGCGAGUUAAGCCCGACAAGACUGGGGUGGUGACAGAGGGUGUGAAGCAUUCAAUGAACCCUUUCGAUGAAAUAGCUGUUGAAGAGGCUAUUAAACUAAAGGAAAAAAAGAUCGCCACAGAGGUCAUCGCCGUCUCUGUGGGUCCCACACAAUCUCAAGAAGUGAUACGUACUGCUUUGGCAAUGGGCGCUGACCGUGGUGUGCAUGUUGAGGUCUCGGGUAAAGAUUACGAUCUACUACAACCCAUCCACGUAUCGAAAAUCCUUGCUAAAUUAGCGUUGGAUGAGAAAGCCGAUUUGGUGAUCUUGGGCAAACAAGCGAUUGAUGAUGAUAGCAACCAGACAGCACAGAUGACAGCUGCCGUCUUGGAUUGGCCACAGGGCACAUUUUGCAAUAAAGUCGAAAAGACUGAUGCCGGGCUAACUAUAACACGUGAAAUCGAUGGUGGCCUAGAGGUAAUAAAAACCAAAAUACCAGCUGUACUAAGCGCUGAUUUGCGUUUAAACACACCACGUUACGCUACUUUGCCCAACAUUAUGAAGGCCAAGAAGAAACCGUUGAAGAAAAUAACACCGAAGGAUUUGGGUGUUGAUACUGCACCGCGCAUUGAAGUUGUUUCAGUGGAGGAACCUCCUGUGCGCCAAGCAGGUGCUGUGGUGCCCGAUGUAGAUACGCUGGUUGGCAAGUUGAAGGAAGGAGGUCAUAUCUGAAUCUGAUUGCGUUAUGCAGUCAACGUAAUAAAAGUGCAUUUAUAUAAAUUAAUUGAUGUUAUAAUUAUUUUUACCCUUUUUAAAUUUACACUUCCCGAUUAAAAUUUCUAGAGAAUUUAAAACAAAGUUGUAUGUAUUACUUAUGAUUUCAUAUGAUAUUUGUUACAAUUGGAACUAGUGAAUAAAUUUCCCAUGUUUUUAUAUUCCGGAUUGGAGCAGCUAAA